Pediculus humanus corporis (human body louse) is the source of this 1068-nucleotide messenger RNA. RefSeq lists its product as uncharacterized. Lineage: Eukaryota; Metazoa; Arthropoda; Insecta; Psocodea; Pediculidae. Gene Ontology annotation, molecular function: ligand-gated monoatomic ion channel activity. The transcript has 6 exons. Gene Ontology annotation, cellular component: membrane. The record is from RefSeq and is a predicted model, not a curated record. Bases 1 to 1068 code for a protein of 355 amino acids.
AUGGCGUCGAAAAUUGAAAUUUUUAAUUUGGGUAAUUGGACGGAUAAUUUCGGUCUCGUUUUAAUCAACAAACCUUUUUACGAAAGGAGAAAUAAUUUAAAAGGGCAUAUUUUUAAUUCACUCAUUCGAAACGUAAGUUUUUUUUACGAAAUAUGGAAAGAACUUGAAAAAAGAUUAAAUUUUAAAACUCAUUUUCCGGAAGAAUAUUUUGAAGAGAAAACGAUGGUGGUAAAAAAUGCAUUUUUACAAAAUGGUUGCGAUUUUGCAUUGGGAAAAUUUACAUAUAAUAAUAAUGAUAUUAAUUUUAUGGAUUUUAGUCAACCGAUAAUCAAAUCAGAGUUUUUUGCUUUUGGACACAGGCACGGAAGUCGAUUAGAAUGGAAUAGUUAUUUAAAACCUUUUAGCAUCGAUACCUGGAUCGUUAAUCUCAUUUGGUUAUUUUCCUCAUCGUUAAUUUUAACCGUCUUAUACAGGUUCGCUUGGAAAUUUCAAACGUCCGAAACUCGGGAAAAUUUUUUUUCAUUUACUUUUUACGAAUCACUAUUGGUCGUUUUUCGUGCCGUUUGUUCGGAUUUAACACCAAAAUCUUAUUCCUGUCGUCUUUUUUUCUUAUCAAUUUAUUUAACGGCUUUGGUUUUAACAUCCGCCUUUUCCGCCGCUUUAUUUUCUCUACUAACAAUACCAAAACCUGAUUCGAACCUGAACGCAUUGAAUAAAUUGAUAAAUGAUAAGAGAUACGAUUUUGCAUUACCAUCCGAUUUAAAUAUCGAGAAUUUUUUAAAUUUAACAUCGUUCGAAUGGAAAGAAUCGAAACUCGAAGAAAAAUUAAAAAAAUCAAAUUUGAUCCGGGAUCGAUAUAUGUCGUCACGGGAAUGUUUACAAAAAUUAUGCAGGGAUGAAUUUUAUUUAUUCAUUUACGAUUUACCUAAAAUCCUUCACGAGAUGAAAUUUGUAUCGAAAUAUUGUAAAAAUAAUAUAAUACCGUUACGCGGUUCGUUUUUAACGGAAUAUUUGAGCAUAGGUUUUAAAAAGGGAAGCCCUUAUAAAAAAUUAAUAUCUAUACAGUGA